AUGGACCUUGAUACAAUUGCCCAAAACACAAUUGCUGUGGAUACGAAAACUCUGAGCGUUCAAACAAGAAGAGCUUCGGCCCAAGCCUCCGUCUCUCCAGAGGAAUCCUCCCCUUUAGCAGCUAAAUUAAAUUUAAUAUGGAAAACCAUUAAAGAACUCAAGGAUAAUAAAGGCAGGACUUAUUCAGAGCUCUUCAUAAAUUUACCGGAUAAAGAAUUAUAUCCUGAUUAUUAUGGAGUAAUCAAAAACCCAAUUUCCCUUAAUAUGAUGAAGCAAAGAAUUGUCGACGGAAAAUAUUUGACACAAGAAGAUUUUGAAAAAGAUCUGGAUUUGAUGUGUAGUAAUGCAAAGGUUUAUAAUAUUGAAGGUUCACAAGUACACAACGAUGCCAUAAUUAUACAAAAAUUUGCACGUAAAUUGUUGAGAGGAGAUAAGGAACAGGACAAGUCUGUUAAUGGUUCAACAAAUCUUGAAAAAAUUGAGCAUAAUGGAGAAAUUUAUCAUGUUGGCGAUUUUGUUCAUAUAUUUAAUGAAGUUGAUCCAAAUUUACCAAACAUUGCUCAUAUUCAGAAAAUCUGGGAAAAUAAAGAAGGUGAUAAAUGUUCUCAUGUAUGUUGGUAUUAUCGUCCUGAACAAACCAAACACCAGGCUACUCACAAAUUUUAUGAAAAUGAAGUAUUCAAAACAAGCGGAUUUCUCGAUAUUUCUUUCAAUGAUGUCGUCGAAAAGUGUUAUGUUUUGCAACAUAAGGAUUAUAUUGCAGGAAGACCAGAAGGUAGUGAUGGUACGUCUGUGUAUCUUUGUAAAUCUCGUUAUAGUGAACAACAAACGAAUUUCAUCAAAAUAAAAAAGUGGCCGGGGAAGAAAAUAAAUCUUGUUAGAUUUGACAAACCAUUGGUUCUAAAAAAAGUUGAGAGUUCAUUGGCGGCGAACUUUAGAAAGUCAAAGGAGAAAAAUAAAGAGUUAACCAAGGAGAAAAACAAGGAGAAACUUAGGGACAAACCUAAAGACAAACAGAAAGACAAACCUAGGGACAAAACUAAGGAAAAACAAAGGUUCAAAGCUAAAUCCGAAGAACUCAGAAAAGAAUUGCUAGCCAAAUACGAAUAUGAUGCAGAUUCUUCUCAUCCGGAAGAUCCCUUUUUUCCUUCGCAAACGGCUCGUGUUAGAAAUUCUAGAGUUGGACGACCUCCGAAAUCUCAAAGCACUGAUAAAAAUUUCGAGCCUGCAACCUAUCAAAAGUAUCCGACAAAUUAUGAUGAUUCUGAUAAUUUGACACCCUACACAUCCAGUGUUCCGCAGUCCCCAUAUUCAAUGACAUCGGGAUACCCAAUUACUUCCACUCCUGAUAAUGUGCAAAAUUCUGGGGUAGCUCAUCAAUAUGGAUUUGUAACUUCACCUCAAGAAACACCCAUGCCUUCUAUUCAUUCUAUACCUUCACAGUAUUUGGCUCAACCAUAUUAUCAAGUAGAUUCAGAGUCUAAUGUUCCCACAACUUCCAUAGCGCCUGCAACGUCUACGGUGCAGCAGCCAAUAGUCCCAUCUAUGUCGAAACCAAUACCUGAAUCUGGAGAAGUGUUGGAAAUACCUCCUGAGACUGCGGAAUAUUUUGCUCGUGAUCAUAUGGGCAACGUUUUGUGGUUUGCUUCUCCGCCAAUUGACGUAGUGCAAGUGCCAGAACCAAUGCAUUCAAUUGAAUACUUAUGUCGUCGAGGAGAAAUGCUGGAGCGUGAUCGAAAGCGGAAAUUACAAGAUGCUUUCGAUUAUGAAGAUUGUCCAAAUCCUCGAUAUGAGACAGCCCCACGAUUGAUAGAACUCGAAUUGCUGAAUAAUAUUGAAGAAUUGGGAAGUAAAUGGAAGAAUGAUGCAAUCAUACUCAAACGGCAAAUUGAUGAAAUCGAUGAGACAUUAUAUGGUGAUUCAUAA
Funneliformis geosporum is the source of this 1926-nucleotide messenger RNA. The record is from the annotation of a GenBank genome assembly. Lineage: Eukaryota; Fungi; Glomeromycota; Glomeromycetes; Glomerales; Glomeraceae.